Messenger RNA from Mycotypha africana, 1938 nucleotides. RefSeq lists its product as uncharacterized. The transcript is spliced from 12 exons. Gene Ontology annotation, biological process: lipid metabolic process. The record is from RefSeq and is a predicted model, not a curated record. Lineage: Eukaryota; Fungi; Mucoromycota; Mucoromycetes; Mucorales; Mycotyphaceae. Bases 1 to 1938 code for a protein of 645 amino acids.
AUGGGGUCGCAGCACUACUUUUCCUCGAGGUCAAAACAUCCUAACGGCAAUUGGAAUGAAGGUUUUUUGUUCACUGUUUCAUAUCACAAUCAGUUAUUUGAUACAAUUGAAUUGGACUUGUACGAUAAGCGGAAAAAAUGGAGGUCAAAGGCCAAACAUAUCGGUAAAGCCAAACUGAAAAUCUCAAGGCUCAUUCAUAGAGACGACGUAUUUAUCACAUUCUUACCGAUGUACGAAUAUCAUGUUAGAAGGUACUUACCUGCACAUAUUCAACUACCACAUACAUUUCUUAAAUCGCAUAUCAUGCCGAAUGUCUCGAGGUUUAAGGAGCAGUAUAAGAAACACUAUCAUCACUUACAGCACCAUCGCCAGCGAUACACCCGAGCUGACGAUCUUUAUGUCGAUACACCACCUACUUACCAAACCCAUCCGAGUCAUAGCAGACAUUCAAUGACGCCUUUUAUAGGAUCUAUUCAGGUGAGAGUGCGAUAUUCUUACCAGCAUCCACCGGAUGUAACAUCUUCAGGCGAGGAUUUGGAGUCAGACAUUUUGGCUCCUUUCUAUUUCGAGCAUCAGUUAACACACCAAUCCAUGGAAACGUUUCACACAUAUCUGACAACAUCUCGAAAAAGUAGCCAAAAGAGUUACCGCAGCAGCACCACAACCACAGACAGUAGUUAUUCUCAACAACCACCACCGAAUAUUAAUACAGUUCAUUUCCCUAAACGAGACGGUGAGACGACCAAGAAGAGUUCUUCUCUAACUUUUUCGGAUAAAGCAAGUAUCAAGAGUCAUAAUUUUGGUGACAAAAACUUUGCAUUUCGAUGGAUCAACGAGUCAUUUGAGGAAGUAGCAAUAUCACAUCCGAGUUUGGAUCGCAUGAUUGGUAUGGUGGUCAGUCCCCAGACACGCAUACUGCUGAGAGCUGUAGUGAAAAUGUUCAAUGCCUUUGGCCAGGGAUUCAAAAUUACUAUACUUCAGUUAAUAUCCUCUUUAUCUCUGUUACAAACCUUCUACUCUGAAGUACCAAGAUCACCGCCUGCUGCAAAAAUAACAGAUCUGAAGUUCUUAGAUGAAGCAUAUUACUUUUUGGGUCAUGCUAUCAUUGCUUAUGGCUGGAGAGGAAUAUCCUAUUUGGGAGAUUAUGCAAAAUAUCUUAAAGAUGUUGUGAAAACGAAAUCAAAUAAGGACGCUAUCGUUAGAUACCUGAAGAUACCGCAAGAAGAUCUUUUGGGAUAUGAGUACGGCUUGCGAAAGGGGGCUGUGUUUCAGCCUAGUUACUUUGUUUCAUACGACCAUGUUCAUGAGGCGGUAGUACUAGGUAUACGUGGAACAUGGAGCCUUUAUGAUUGUAUAACAGAUUUAGUUUGUGAAUAUCGACCUUGGAAAGGCGGCUUAGUUCAUUCAGGUAUUCUGGCCUCUGCUCAAUGGUUCUUUACACGUAUAAUACCACAAAUCUUUCUUUAUGUGGCAGAACAGACUAAAUCAGGUCAGCGCAAAAUUUCCUCAUUCAUCAUCACUGGCCAUUCUCUUGGGGCAGGUGCGGCAGCCGUUUUGACGAUGAUGGUAAUUGAUCACUUGGAUCAAUUACGUGAAAUUUCAGGUGUUCCAGAUUUUAAGGUUCAUUGCUACAGUUAUGCACCCGUAGCAAGUGUUUCACAUGAUCUAUCCGAAAAGUACAAAGACUACAUAGACAGUUUUGUGUGCCACGAUGAUUUGGUGGCUCGCCUGUCUUAUGGAACCGCUUCAUGCGUUAAAGAGCUUAUCAUGGAUGCUUGUAUAGCAGUGGACGGCUUAGGUGGCUCAAGUAAAAAAUAUACCACUUUAGCGAACCUCGAUACCCACUUUUAUACGUUCCAGGUACUGUUUAUCAAUUUCGUCGAAACAAAUCGCUGGCAUCAUCUUUACCUACCGCGAAAUGCUCUUCUUCAGAAAUGA